Mercenaria mercenaria is the source of this 1173-nucleotide messenger RNA. RefSeq lists its product as uncharacterized. Lineage: Eukaryota; Metazoa; Mollusca; Bivalvia; Venerida; Veneridae. Gene Ontology annotation, molecular function: nucleic acid binding. The coding region runs from base 1 to 1173 and encodes 390 amino acids. The record is from RefSeq and is a predicted model, not a curated record. The transcript has a single exon.
AUGCUUGGUACAUUAGAUCCAGAACAAAAAAAAGACUGGAAAAAGUAUAUUCCAUCUCUGGUUUACGCCUACAAUUGUACUGUUCAUGAAACCACUAAAAUAUCACCUUUUGAACUCAUGUUUGGUAGAGAACCAAAACUACCCAUUGAUUCAGUAUUUCAAGUAGAAGCAGAAACAAACAACAAAACUGCAAAAGAAUACCUCAAUGAUCUAAAAGAAAGACUUAAAGAAACUCAGGAUAUUGUUAAGAAGGUCUCAGCACAAUCAAAGAAGAGACAGAAAGAUGUUUAUGAUAGAAAAGCAAUGGCUUCUGGACUAGAAAUUGGAGACAGUGUACUUGUUAGAAUUCUUGCUUUUGAAGGCAGACAUAAAAUAGCAGACAAGUUUGAACCAGAUGUAUAUAAAGUAAUAGACCAACCAAACAGAAGUAUUCCUGUGUAUGUCAUUAAAUCAUCAAAAGGUGUAGUCAAGAAACUACACAGAAACCAUCUACUUCCUGUUGGAAAUGUGUAUGACACUUCUACAAAAGAAGAACAGAAUUUAGAUACAGAGAAAGAAGGACAACACAGUGAAUUAAGUCCUCAAGUUAAACCUGUUCCUAGACCAAGACCAAUACCAAGGAAAAGAACUUCACUUAAUGGUGGAGUUGCAGCAUCUUCAAAACCGGCCGGUUUCAGUGAAGAAGCGUACAAAAGAGAUACAGAAAGAGAAAGGAAAGAAUGUGAUGUCACAGAUUCAGAAUCUGACUCAGGAGAGUAUGUUUCACACACAUACUAUAAAGGGGACGCCCUUACACCUAGUCUAGAUGGAGAUGGAGAUAAAGAGAUAAUUGAGACUGACAAAGAAACUGUACAUCUAGAGGAAGGAACAGAAAGAACUGAAGAAACAACUGGUGACACUAAUAGUGAUGCAGAAGGAGAACACACAGAUGAGGACACUUCUGAUGAUGACACAAAUGAUACUGAAGCAGCACUACCAACAUUUAGAAGGCCAGAAAGACCAAAGAAAUUGCCAACAUGGAUGAAAGAUUACCAUGUAGGACAACAAACAGUAAAAGGGACAGAGAACAAGGACACCAAACUAACAAAUCUGAACAGAAUUGUGUCAUCAGGUCUACUAGAUACCUUAGAACCUGACUUAGUACAGAUUAUCAUACAGGCUUUGUUAAAAUGA